UUCAAAGUACCUCCACCUCUCUCCCUCUCUUCUACAGAAAACUCCACCAUUGUUGAUUGACUUUGUUCCUUCUUUCAACAACCCUAUCUCUCUCCAAUCUCCGAAAAAGCAUUUUGCUUGCUUGUGCUUCGCUGUUUGUGUUCUUUGGUCAAUCUGUGUUUAGAGUUGUAGAUUAGUGCUGCUAAUUUUAUAAUAUUAAAACAAACAACAGUGAACGUGCUUCCUCUUUGUCUUGUUACCUCUCACUCACCACCAGUCUAUCUCUCUCUCUCUCUCUCUAUCUAUCACAUAGGAGUAGUAAAAAACAAGUGAGAAUAAAAAUAAAAAUACUAAAAAUCUUCACGCUCGGAGAUGAAAAUGAUUAGUGUUUUUUUUCUUUAUUAUACAAAACAGUCUAUUUUGAGAAGUAAAUGAAAGAGACAGUCUUUGGAAUAUGGGCUGCUUUCCACCUUUUGAGAAUCCUCAUGACUGUGUCUUAACAAUUGAGAACCCUUUUCUUUGCAAUUCUGGCUCUCUUUCUUUCAAUUCUUAAUAUGGGGUUUUGAAGAGAUUGAGAGAGAGAUUUGUUUAUUUGUCUAAAUUUUGCUUCUUUUCCUUUUCUUUUUUCUUUUGCUCAAAUCACGCAACACAAUGCUGUAAAUGAUCAUUUACUCGUUGUUAAGCACCGGCAGUGUGCAUUUUCUUUGUACAUCAGAAGGAAAAAAGUAGCUGCAACAUUGCCACCUCUUUAAAGAAUCCUGCCUCAUACAUACAUGGACGUGUUGUGUCCCUGUGCUAUUGGGGUCUUUCUUGGUUUGAUAUGAACUUGGGAUCAGAGAAAGAAGGAGAAAAUCAAGAAGAAACAGAGAAAUCUUAGUUCUUGUUGUGUUUGAAUUCAUCCAUGGCGUUAAAGAUGCAGCAAAGCUACCACCACUCUGUGGCUGUUAAGGUGAAUGAUCAACAAAUGGGGACCAAAAGAGGGUAUACAUUUAUACAAGCCAACAGGACUUGGCUUCCUAAAGUUUUGUUGCUUUGGGUCAUGGCUAUGGCACUUUUUAGUUUGACGAUAUACAAUGGCAUGGAUGCGGAUAAUAGAGUGAGGAGGAAGGAAGUGUUGGGUAGCAUGUGUGAUCAAAGGGCAAGGAUGUUGCAAGAUCAAUUCAGUGUUAGUGUUAACCAUGUUCAUGCCCUAGCCAUUCUUGUCUCCACUUUUCAUUACUACAAGAACCCAUCUGCAAUUGACCAGGAAACCUUUGCUGAGUACACUGCCAGAACUGCAUUUGAGAGGCCACUGUUGAGUGGCGUAGCCUAUGCACGAAGAGUAAUUGAUUCAGAGAGGCAGGAAUUCGAGAGGCAACAUGGGUGGACAAUAAAGACAAUGGAGAGAGAACCCUCACCCAUUCGAGAUGAGUACGCUCCUGUAAUAUUUUCUCAAGAGACGGUCUCCUACAUUGAGUCUCUUGACAUGAUGUCAGGGGAGGAGGACAGAGAAAACAUACUGAGGGCUAGGGCUACAGGGAAAGCUGUUUUGACGAGCCCCUUUAGGUUACUAGGUUCUCAUCACCUCGGUGUUGUGUUGACAUUCCCUGUUUACAAGUCUAAGCUUCCUCCAAGCCCAACAGCGGCGCAGCGCAUAGAAGCAACUGCUGGAUACCUUGGUGGGGCCUUUGACAUUGAGUCCCUUGUGGAGAAUUUACUUGGACAGCUUGCUGGGAAUCAGGCAAUUUUGGUGAAUGUUUAUGACAUAACUAACUCUUCUGACCUUUUAAUCAUGUACGGUCACCAAAAUCUAGAUGGUGACUUGUCUCUUUUGCAUGAAAGCAAGCUUGAUUUUGGAGAUCCAUUCAGAAAGCACCUGAUGACAUGCAGGUACAAUGAGAAGGCAGCCACUUCAUGGACAGCACUCUCCACAGCUUUCUUAUUCUUUGUUAUCGGUUUAUUAGUGGGUUACAUCUUAUAUGGUGCAGCAAUUCAUAUUGUAAAAGUUGAGGAUGAUUUCCAUGAAAUGCAGGAGUUGAAAGUCCGGGCAGAAGCUGCUGAUGUUGCUAAAUCCCAGUUUCUAGCUACUGUAUCUCAUGAAAUCAGAACACCCAUGAAUGGCGUCCUUGGCAUGCUUGCCUUGCUGCUAGAUACAGAUUUAAGUUCAACCCAGAGGGAUUAUGCUCAAACUGCUCAAGUCUGUGGAAAGGCACUGAUAGCUUUGAUAAAUGAGGUGCUUGACCGGGCAAAAAUUGAAGCUGGAAAGUUAGAGCUGGAAGCUGUCCCAUUCGAUAUUCGAUCCAUACUAGAUGAUGUCCUUUCUUUAUUUUCUGAGAAGUCUAGAAACAAAGGUAUUGAGCUGGCAGUAUUUGUUUCUGAUAAAGUUCCAGAAAUUGUUGUCGGUGAUCCUGGGAGAUUUAGACAGAUUAUCACAAAUCUGGUGGGCAACUCUGUUAAGUUCACUGAAAGAGGACAUAUAUUCGUUAAAGUUCAUCUAUAUGAAAAUGCCAAGGCCAUGACAGAUACAAAAGUGGACACUUGUUUAAAUGGAGGAUCCAAAGAAAGCGUGCUUACAUCAGGUUCCCAAAAGUUCAAAACCUUGAGUGGUUGUGAAGCAGCAGAUGAUCAGAACUGUUGGGAUGUGUUUAAGCAUUUUUCUGAUGAAGAUUUCCGAUGUGAUGCUUCAAUAAAUGUAAUGACCAACAAUGAAGCUUCUGAGGAUGUUGGGUUGAUAGUAUGUGUUGAGGAUACAGGAAUCGGCAUCCCCUUAAAAGCCCAGGGUCGUGUUUUCAUGCCCUUUGUGCAGGCAGACAGUUCAACUUCCAGACAGUACGGAGGAACUGGAAUUGGGUUGAGUAUAAGUAAGUGUCUGGUUGAGCUCAUGGGUGGUCAAAUAAACUUCAUUAGCCGGCCUGAGGUUGGAAGCACAUUUUCAUUCACUGCUGUUCUCGGUACAUGCAAGAAAAAUACAUUCAACAAUAUGGAAAAACACAAUGCUGAAGAAUUGCCUUCUGGCUUUAGAGGAUUGAAAGCAUUCGUUGUUGAUGGAAACCCGGUUAGGGCUACUGUAACCAGAUACCAUUUGAAGAGGCUUGGGAUCCUAGCUGAAGUUGUAAGUAGCCUCAAGCUGGCUGCCAUUGGCUGUGGGAAAAAUGGUUCUCUGACAUCAGGCAGAGGUAAAUUCCAGCCAGAUAUAAUUCUAGUGGAGAAGGAUUCAUGGAUUUCUGGGGAGGAUGGUGUUUCAAGUGUUUGGCAACUGGAUUCGAAACAGAAUGGACAUGCAUUCAAGCUUCCUAAGAUGAUCCUUCUUGCUACCAGCAUUACCAAUUCUGAAUUUGAUAUAGCGAAGGGAGCAGGAUUUGCCGAUACUGUGAUCUUGAAACCUUUGAGAUCUAGUAUGGUGGCUGCAUGUCUUCUGCAGGUGCUGGGCAUGGGGAAGAAAAGGUCCCAAGGGAAAGGCAUGCCCAAUGGUUCUUCUUUCCUUCAGAGCCUUCUCUGUGGAAAGAGAAUUCUGGUGGUCGAUGACAAUAGGGUAAACCGCAGAGUUGCUGCAGGUGCCUUAAAGAAGUUUGGAGCUGAUGCUGAGUGUGCUGAAAGCGGUAAAGAAGCAUUGAAACUGCUUCAACCACCGCACACUUAUGAUGCAUGCUUCAUGGAUAUUCAAAUGCCAGAAAUGGAUGGGUUUGAGGCAACUCGUCGAAUCAGGCAGAUGGAGAGCCAGGCAAACGAGCAGAUGAAUGGUGAAUCCAUGGUGGAAGAAGGAACGGCUAGAAAAGUCCAGUGGCAUAUUCCAAUUUUAGCCAUGACAGCUGAUGUGAUACAUGCUACACAUGAUGAGUGCUUGAAGAGUGGGAUGGAUGGAUAUGUCUCAAAGCCUUUCGAGGAAGAAAAUCUCUAUCAGGCAGUUGCCAGGUUCUUAGAUACCAAAUCCACUUUGAAGUCAUAAUAGGAUUCACUUCACCUUCGGUGAACUGAGCAAAACUAAAUCGGAGAGUUCUUUGGUUGAAAUGAACCAGCAAUUUUGAAUCACCUGCCGGUGCACUUGGUAUUAAGUGGAUAAUGGACGCUGGUUCCCUUGAAUUCUUUAUGAUGCUUCAUCGAAAAUGAUUGCAGGUUCGGCCAAUUAUUUCUAACCAUCUUCAGUUUGACUUCACUAGAAGCUGAGUACAUGUAUACUACUACCACCCCCCCGACUUGUAUGUAUAGAUCCUGUGAAUGGGGACGGAGAAAAGGUUGUAAAUCAAUAUUUUGUUUUUGGUUGCUGCUGAAGGCUGCUCCACCCCUUGAUUUGUACUGUUACCUAUUAAUUUCACGGGGUAUUGGUUU
Molecule: messenger RNA, 4284 nt
Organism: Populus euphratica (Euphrates poplar)
Lineage: Eukaryota; Viridiplantae; Streptophyta; Magnoliopsida; Malpighiales; Salicaceae
Product: histidine kinase 4
Exons: 11
Coding region: 881-3904 (1007 amino acids)
Biological process (GO): phosphorylation; phosphorelay signal transduction system
Cellular component (GO): nucleus
Molecular function (GO): phosphorelay sensor kinase activity
Source: RefSeq, a predicted model, not a curated record